Didymodactylos carnosus is the source of this 660-nucleotide messenger RNA. The record is from the annotation of a GenBank genome assembly. Lineage: Eukaryota; Metazoa; Rotifera; Eurotatoria; Philodinida; Philodinidae.
AUGAAAGCACUUGGGUCUGGUGGAAAAUUAUUAAUUGGUCUCGGAGAUUCGUUUACGUCUGGUGGGGGCUCACAAUCCUAUCCACAUGUUGCUGCUGGUCUGCUGAAUUGGCAAGUACGCAAUUAUGCCGUUGGUGGGUCCACAACAAACAAUAUAUUGACACAGUUGAUAUAUGCUGCCCAUACUGCCAUAUUGCCCGCUACAACUCAUGUUGUUAUAACAAUCGGUGGCAAUGAUCUCCAUGGACUUUCAAGUUUAGUAAACAUCGCCAAACUCAAUAUCACAUUAUUUGAACAGCAAGCUGCCAGUUUUAAGCCUACACUCGUUUCCACUUACCAACGGAUCAAAGGUGCCGUUCGUCCUGAAACUAAAAUCUACGCUUUACCAUAUGUUGAUUUUGUCAGUGUUGGUAAUAAAAUUCCGUACGAAGCUGAAUCCCAUCGAGUAUUGAAAGCGUUAAACAAUUGUGUUAGGAAUGCUGCAGCAGACGCUAACAUUGGCUAUAUUGAUUCUGUAAUAUCGUCAUUUCUUGGUCACGAAAUGUAUUCAGUCGAUCCAUACAUCGAUAACUUCAACCAUCCAACAAAUGCACUUCAUCCAAACUUGAAAGGCUAUGCUAAAAUUGGCGAGGUUGUUGCUGCUUACUUACAAGCAAACUGA